UUAAAUUUCCUUUAAAAGCCAUCCACUUGGUCACAGAAUGAGAUUAUUUCUCACUUGUUUAUAAAUGAAAGUGGCCUGUAACUCUUUAACAGACUCUUUAAUCAGUGACACUUAUUUGGAGUGAACAUUUGGGUCUGUUUCUGCAUCGUGACCCCGUCGGUCUGCUCCUGAGGCGUUCGAGCAGGCAUUGAAAAGACACAUUGUCUCUUAAGGCUGGGCUGGAGUCUUCAGCUGUGUUCACUGUGUAGGAGACGGAGAGAGAGCAGGACACUGAAGCACAUCUGCUGCCUACAGACAUGGGUUGUUAUGAAUGCUGUAUGCGUUGUCUGGGAGGAGUGCCGUACAUCUCUCUGGUGGCCACUCUGCUGUGUUUCUCUGGCAUUGCUCUGUUCUGCGGCUGUGGACAUCAGGCUCUGACAGAAAGCGAAAGACUUAUCGAGACUUACUUCGCCCGUGACCAUCAGGACUACAUCACCCUAGCGUACCUUAUUGAGUAUUUUCAGUACAUCAUCUAUGGCCUGGCCUCCUUCUUCUUCCUGUACUGUGUAAUCCUGCUGGCUGAAGGCUUUUACACCACCAGUGCAGCACGGCAGUCAUUCGGAGAAUUUCGUAGCACAGUUUGUGGUCGCUGUCUCAGCACAACGUUCAUCGUGAUCACGUAUUUCCUGGUUGUGGUCUGGUUACUGGUGUUCUCCCUCUCUGCCCUUCCUGUCUACUUUUUCUACAACAUGGCAAACACCUGUCACACUAUCAACAUCCUCUCUGAGACACCCUCCAGCAUCAACCAGCUGUGCAUUGAUGCCAGACAGUAUGGUUUACUUCCAUGGAGUGCAGUACCAGGAAAGGCAUGUGGGAUGACCCUGUCUAACGUCUGCAAGACAAGAGAGUUUUUCCUGACCUAUGAUCUCUACAUCGCUGCCUUCGCUGGAGCGGGGAUGACGGUCUUGGCUCUGCUCACAUACACCGUGUCAACCACCUAUAACUUUGCGGUUCUGCGGUAUCUGGGAAGGAAAGGCAUCAGUCCGCGCUGUUAAUGGAUGUCCUUCGAUAACAGCACCAUAUUGGAGCACUUUAGAUAUUCUCAUCCUCUUCUUUUCCACAACACAAUUUCCUGACAUUCUUUUGGAUUUUUUUGGGAUUUCCAAACAGUGUUUGCAAUCCUUGCUCCAGACUGUCUUUCAUCUGAUUUUUCUACCUUUAUAUUGCUCCUGGAAAUAUUCUUUCUUCAAGUCCUCUGGGAUGUUAUAACUGUGCUAAUGUAACAAAGCAUUAUGUAACAGCAUUGGGUGUGUAACAGAUUCUUUGUAUAUUUUAUCUUGCAGUUUGGUCACAAAAGCCUGUUGCUACCUAAAUGAGUUGAGAGUUCUGGACAGCUUAUUUCCUACGCUUCAAAAACAGAUUUUCUUUCUCAGUAUUUUUGCCUUGUUUUUUUGUCAAUACUGUACAAUUACUCAAGAAGCAGAAUGACUGAAAGGGGAUAGUUCACCCAGAAAAAAAAUUCGGUCUUUAAUUACUCACCCAUAUGUUUUUCUAAAGCCUUAAGACCUUCGUUCAUCUUCAGAACACACAUUAAGAUAUUUUUGAUGAAGUCCGAGAGCUUUCUGACUCUGCAUAGACAGCAGAGCAACUGAAAUGUUCCCAGACCCAGAAAUGUAGUAAAGACAUCAGUAAAAUAGUCAAUGUGACAUUAGUGGUUAAACUGUAUAUUUACAGAGCUACAAAAGUACUUUUUGUGUGCAAAAAAGAAAAAGUGUGCAACAUUUCUUCUCCUCUAAAUCAUGUCUUCCCUCAUUAUCGAGAGCACCUCUGCAUGAAAACAAUGCAAACAUGCAUCCAUAAUAGAGGAAGACAUUAUUAUUUGGAGAAGAAUUGUCGAAUAAAGUCAUUAUUUUUGUUUCCUUUGCACACAAAAAGUAUUGUUGUAACUUUGUAAAAUUACAGUUGAGCCACCGAUGUCACAUGGACUGUUUUUCUGAUGUCUUUAAUACGUUUCUGUGUCUGGAAACAUUUCAGUUGCACUGCUGUCUAUGCAGGGUCACAGAGCUCUCGGAUUUCAUCAAAAAUAUGAAUUACCAAUAUCUUAAUAUUUUGAUUAUUCAAGAAUGUUUAGAUAUUUGUACUAGAAAACAGAGUAAAAGGACUAUAAUUCAGCAAUACACAACCUGUACAGAUAGCGUUCACAAUGAAAACUUCAAUUACGACCAAUAGCAAGCUUCUUCUGCCACGAUUAUUUAACUGACUCAAAGAAAAACCUUUUUUUUUCUUAUAAGUUACAAUAUUGAGGUGAGGUUCUAGUGCCAACAUGACUUGAAGGCAGCUAUAAAUCUUUAAUUAGAUUUGAGAAUGCAUUCAUUUUUGUUUUUAGAAAUCUGAUAGUAUAGUUUGAGUUUUACUUUCUUUAUCUGCUAUAAAAUACCUAAUCAUAUAUUUGUUUACAGCUAUUAUACAAGUCCAUUAAAACCAUCUGGUCUAUCCGUAAGUGUAAUGACUUGCAGAUUGGACCAAAUAUAUUCUGGUUUCAGAAAAUAAAAGUACAAAUCAUAACUGGGUAGAACUACCAAUUCAAUCAGAUCAUUAGAUGCUUAAAAGAAUCUGAAGGGGGUGAUGGCUGGUUUCCUUGGUGACCAUCCCUCACAUCUGGUUGCCAUGGAGAGAGACAGCCACUUGUGCUGUGUUCUUGUGACUCCAGCACUUUUUUUCUCACCGCCUCUUGAAAGGACUGAGAAAAGCCCAAACAAUGGAUGAGCCCCUCUUUGUUUAGAGGACACCCCCGGCACAAACCCAUGCUAGGGGUCAGUUUACGCGUAAGGAUAUCGCCCAAUGACAAAGAGGCUUCUGGGACUUUCCAGCUGCUUGAAUAAAAGGCUUUCUGUGACUGGUGCACAUAGUAUCGUGGCUGGGAUCUUUCACUAAAAAUGAAGAGCAAAAGACAUUUCGGUAGAAAACAAUGAUGAAAAAAGGCAGCCGUAGCUUCAUUUUGCUUGUUUUCUAUAUAUUAUUUUUUUUUUACAAAAAGUAACUAAUUCAGGAUGUUUUAAUUUGAUUAUUUCAUCCUGAGCAUUUCUUAUGAAUAAUGCAUGUCGGAUGCGUUUGGUGAAAGCAAGUUAUUAGUGUAGACUGAGAGCAGUAGUUGACCUGAAUAGUUCACGAAUGAAAGCAUAACUUUUUUACUCGCACGUACGUCGUUCCAAACCCGAAUCGCUUCACUAAAGGUAACACGUGUGACUAGUGCACGACACUGAGUCUUCUGAAGACACACGGCUGAAAUUGAAUUUGCCGUCCCUUGAAAAAUAAGCCUUUCAUCGUUUGUUCUUCCUCGUAUUCAAAUUUAACUCAUUUGUAUUAAACCUUUUACAAUACACCAUAAUAGAAGACUUUAGAUGUGGCGCACAAAGACCUGCUUUUCUCUUCUUAUAGAGCAUUUUCUAUCAUUGAAGAGCAGCAUGAACAUUUUUUAAAAUAUCUUCUUUUUCUUACACGGCUGGAAUUUGGAGGUUUGGAGCAAUGUGAAAUGAGUUUUCAUUGAUUGUAACUCUUAAUUAUCAGGAGAUUGUUGUAGUUAUUGUAUAACACUUUUUUCUUUUGCUGAAUUUCCAAUUAAUAAUGUUUGAUUCAUCAGAUGGCUUAUUCCAUUGGUUUGUUAUUAGCACUAACAGUAUUUCUUAGAUUUGUUCCAGCUCAGGUCUGUUAUUUUAACCUGCUGCUCGGCUGCACAGUUUGUUGGUGUAAAAGCUGAAGUUUAGCAGGAAAUAAAGGUCGGUGUCUUUCACCGGUGACUC
Molecule: messenger RNA, 3779 nt
Organism: Carassius auratus (goldfish)
Lineage: Eukaryota; Metazoa; Chordata; Actinopteri; Cypriniformes; Cyprinidae
Product: myelin proteolipid protein-like
Exons: 7
Coding region: 297-1034 (245 amino acids)
Biological process (GO): axon development; central nervous system myelination
Cellular component (GO): myelin sheath; plasma membrane
Molecular function (GO): structural constituent of myelin sheath
Source: RefSeq, a predicted model, not a curated record